Messenger RNA from Ostrinia furnacalis (Asian corn borer), 4728 nucleotides. It is a transcript of the gene wts, whose product is annotated as serine/threonine-protein kinase warts. Lineage: Eukaryota; Metazoa; Arthropoda; Insecta; Lepidoptera; Crambidae. The record is from RefSeq and is a predicted model, not a curated record. Gene Ontology annotation, biological process: regulation of organ growth; hippo signaling; peptidyl-serine phosphorylation. Gene Ontology annotation, molecular function: protein serine/threonine kinase activity; ATP binding; protein binding.
UUCUACUUCAACAGAUUUUUUAUAAACAGAAUAAUCAUUAAAAUCACGGAUGAAAUGUAAACGUCAUUUUGGUGUAGCUUUUCUGAACAUACAAAAGAAUGUGGUAAUUCUUCAAAAUGGUUGCUUUGUAUGGUUUGCCAACUUGCAUGUCUGUGUUUCAGAGUUCUUUGUUUUCUUAGUUCGGUUAUUUUUUGUAACAUUCAAGGAAAAGUAAUACUUUUUUCUUCAUCAUUAGAAUAAAGUUCAAAUAAUUACUUUUGCAAUCCAAGCCUGUGGUGUGUGAGAAAGAUGUCAUCGGUAAUGUGAGAGCUUUCGACGAUCAUUUUUAUUUUAUGGAAUUAUGACGUUUGUGAUUCUCUUUUGGAAUAUAAUCGAGUGAAAAACAUCAGAGUUAUUCGUCAUCAAUUCUCAUAAAUUCGGAAGUGUAAACAUGUGGUUUUGAAUCAAAAGUGGGACUGAGAAGACCAGUGUUGACAUUGAAAUAUCCCAGUGAGCUUAUUACUGUUCAAGGCAUUAAGUGUAAACAAGUUGCAAAUGCGAACGGUGACUGAUCGGUGUGGAGGGUGGGGUGUGCUCGUGUGAUGGGAGGGGUGGGGUAAGCCGUGAGGCGCUCGGGCGCGGGCGCCAUGAACCCGCCGGCGCCCGGCAAGACGGCCACGCGCUCCUCCGGGUACAACCAGAAAGCGCUUGCCGAAAUCAGAAACUCCUUGCUUCCAUUUGCUAAUAUUGGAAGCUCCGAGCCUCCUGGAUCGUCAGCGGCAAGCACUGUUAGUUCUGGGGUCAGUUCCGGCUUCAGUUCGUCGUCCGGGAAUGGAUUAGACAAGGACUUAAAUGUGCUACCACAGUCUCUUAACCAACUACUUGCUUUGGGAUAUGAUGAGGAUUCUGCGGUGAGAGCACUAAAAUUUAACAGCGGACGUUUCGAGGCGGCACUGGAUUAUCUGUCCAAGCAGCAGGAGCCCCUCAACGGUAUCCUAAAAACGAGCGCGCUCAGCACCAAGUUGAUAAGGAAACCGAGCCUCGAGCGAGACCUGCACCGCGGCAGCCCCGCGCUCGACUCGGGCGCCGGCAGCUCGCGCUCCGACAGCCCGCGCCAGCCCGACGCGCCGCACGACAAGCUGUGCCGCCAGUACUCGCCCUCCGCCUUCGCCGAGCCGCCGCCGCCGCCGCCGCCGCGAUGCCCGUCCACGCCGCCCGUGCCGCCCUCCGUGCAGCAGCUCAUGAAGCGCAUGUCGCCCGCGCCGCCGCUGCCGCCCGCGCGCGGCACCAGCCCCGUGGCCGCCGCGCCCGCGCCGCCCGCGCGCGCGCCCAUGGUCGUGCAGAACGGCCCGCAGGCGCAGCAGCAGCUGUCGCAGCAGAUGCAGGCGCUCGCGCUGUACCAGGCCGGCGCCGCCGCCGAGCUGCCGCCGCCCUACCCGCUGGCCGGCGUGCCGCCGCCGCCCUCCUACUCCGUCUCCAUGCAGAACCGCCAGAGCCCCCCGCAGUCGCAGGACUACCGCAAGAGCCCCUCGUCCGGCGUCUACUCCGGCGGCACCUCCGCCGGCUCGCCGAGCCCGAUCACGGUCACGCAGUCCGCCGGCUCCGCCUCGGGCGUCGCCCGCCCGACGCCGAUCCAGGCGUGGACCGCGAGGCAGGCCGUGCAGCCGCCGAUCAUCAUGCAGUCCGUGAAGAGCACGCAGGUGCAGAAGCCCGUGCUGCAGACGGCGAUCGCGCCGGUCGCGCCGCCGCCGGUCGCCGGCUCGCCGGCGCAGCCGCCGCCGCCCUCGUACGCCAGCUCCAUCCAGCAGAAGCAGCAGCAGACGCCGCCGAGCUACCCGCUGGCGCCGAAGCCGUCGUCGCCGGGCUCCACGCCGCCCGCCGCGCCGGCCGCGCCGCCCGCCGUGCCCACCACGGAGCCGCCGAGCUACGCGAUCACGAUGCAGGCGCUGGCCGUGCAGCGCGGCAUGCAGCCGAUCCCGCCGCCGCCGUACGGCAGCCAAAACGAGAACACGACCACGGUCAACUCCCACCACUCUCCUUUGCAUAAAAAGUUCUCGAACAGGGAGACGUCGCAGGGUUUCGAAAUCAAGUGUCCGAAUCAGAACUGUACGAAUAAUUUACUGAAAGACACGUGCGCCGCCUCGGGGUCCGACAAGAGCUCGAACGGCUCGUCGGAACGUCGAACGAAGGGCCUGGAAAAGAUCAGGCAUCAGUCGCCGAUUCCGGAACGAAAGAACAUCAGCAAAGAGAAGGAGGACGAGAGGAGAGAUUGCAAAGUUAGAAAUUACUCGCCCCAGGCGUUUAAAUUUUUCAUGGAACAGCACGUGGAGAACAUUCUGAAGUCGUACAAGCAGAGGACGUUCCGGCGCAUGCAGCUGGAGAAGGAGAUGAACAAGAUCGGGCUGAGCGCGGAGGCGCAGUGCCAGAUGCGCAAGAUGCUGUCGCAGAAGGAGUCCAACUACAUCCGGCUGAAGCGAGCGAAGAUGGACAAGUCGAUGUUCACGAAGAUCAAGCCGAUCGGCGUAGGCGCUUUCGGGGAAGUGACGCUCGUGCGGAAGAUCGACACCAGUCACCUGUACGCCAUGAAGACGCUGCGCAAGGCGGACGUGCUGAAGCGCAACCAGGUGGCGCACGUGAAGGCGGAGCGGGACAUCCUGGCCGAGGCCGACAACGAGUGGGUGGUGAAGCUGUACUACAGCUUCCAGGACAAGGACAACCUGUACUUCGUCAUGGACUACAUCCCGGGCGGCGACCUCAUGUCGCUGCUCAUCAAGAUGGGCAUCUUCGAGGAGGAGCUGGCGCGCUUCUACAUCGCCGAGCUGACGUGCGCCGUGGAGAGCGUGCACAAGAUGGGCUUCAUCCACCGCGACAUCAAGCCCGACAACAUCCUCAUCGACCGCGACGGCCACAUCAAGCUCACUGACUUCGGCCUGUGCACGGGCUUCCGGUGGACGCACAACUCGAAGUACUAUCAGAGAAACGACCACGGGCGGCAGGAUUCAAUGGACCCAGUAGAAGGCGAGUGGGGCGCAGAGUGCCGCUGUGCGCAGCCGCAGCAACAGCAGCUGAAGCCGUUGGAAAGACGGCGCAAGCGCGAGCACCAGCGCUGCCUGGCGCACUCGCUGGUGGGCACGCCCAACUACAUCGCACCCGAGGUGCUCCAGCGUACGGGCUACACGCAGCUGUGCGACUGGUGGUCCGUCGGCGUCAUCCUCUACGAGAUGCUGGUCGGCUCGCCGCCCUUCCUGGCCGCCACGCCGCAGGAGACGCAGCUCAAGGUGAUAAACUGGGAGAAAACCCUGCACAUCCCGGACGCGGCGAACCUGUCGCGCGAGAGCAAGGACCUGAUCCUGAAGCUGUGCUCGGGCCAGAGCACGCGCCUCGGCAACCACGCGGGCGAGCUCAAGGCGCACCCCUUCCUGCAGCCCAUCGACUUCGAGCGCGGCCUGCGGCGCCAGCCCGCGCCCUACAUCCCGCGCAUCGACUACCCCACCGACACCUCCAACUUCGACCCCAUCGACCCCGACAAGCUGCGCAACUCCGCCUCCUCCGACUCCAACAAGUCCGACUCCGAACUCCUCGACAACGGAAAGACCUUCCACGGCUUCUUCGAGUUCACCUUCCGACGCUUCUUCGACGAGGGCUUCACCAACAAAAUCAACCUCGACGACGGCGACGCGCAGGGACCCGUCUACGUCUGACGUAUCGAGUGUGACCCGCGUGUGCCUUGACUCUCUCUAUCGAAACGUUAGUCUUGUAAACGUAACGAACGUGACGUAUUUAAAAUUUAAUUAAACCGUACUGUUAAUGAUCCCGGUGAUAAUGUUGUAAUAUUGUAUCGUUAUGUAUUUGUAAGAGUAAUCUUAUUUCAUUGUAAUAUAUGUGACGGAUGGACGCGAGAAUACGUCAAUGGUGCUGCCCGCUCUCGGCGGAUCUAGUGUUGUUCCAUUCAUGUAUACUAUUUUUGUAGAGAAAUUAUUUAUGAGAUAAGAACAAGCUUACUUGAAUUAGCGAAUGAUUUGAUAUUGUCACUAUAUUUUCUUAUGUAUUUAUCGAGGUAGGUCGCUUAAUGUGUGUUGUUUAUAUAAUUGUAAAACGUAAUUUAUGAAGACGCCUACGAUGCGUGCCGGCAGCGGCGAGCAGUGAUACUGUGCUUCCGAGCCUUCGCGUGCCUUACUUAGUACUGGUGUAUCUGGUCACCACACUAGAGCAGGUUUUUAUAACUCGACUUUUGUAGAGAGUGCAAUACAUAUUUAUUAACAUGAAUCGAUCACAUUGUUGAUGCGUAUUUUAUUUUUUGACUUCGGUUGAAGGUUUUAGAUGAGCUCCAAAUUCAUAACAAUAUCAACGUUUUCCAAAUUUGUGAUUAUGUGAUCAGAUGGCGUGACAUCGGCCAUUAUUUCCAGGAAAUUUGAACCGUAGACUACUGAUACGUUGAUGGCUUGAACUGCCUGGAAAUAGAGGAAAUAAACGCCCGCAGUUGAUUGUUUUUACUGCAAAGUAAUCAGGCUUAUAACUUUAAUUAAAUGUAACUUUUGGCAAAAUGUAAAUCUUAUUAAUUACAAAAAGGUACAGUUGGUACAUAUCUACUUAUUUAUUAAUUGUAUAGCAUUUGAACAAUAAUUAAGUAUAUUGCCGCGGGAUAUAUUCGUCAGAGAGCACUACGUGCCUGAUUAGUGUCAUAACUAGCACAGGGCGAUAUCAAAGAUCGUUUCGUUAUAUGAACAAUAUUUAUUUUAAUAGUAAAUG